AUGGGGAAGUCUAAGAAUGCCAAUAGGUCACUGACACAAGAAGAGAUCUGGGAUGAUUCUGCGCUGGUCCAGAGUUGGGACGAAGCUGUCGAGGAAUACAAACUCUAUCACAGCAUCCAGGCAAGAGGAGAGAAUGUAGAUGAUGUACUGAGGGAGGCAGAGGCUGAAGCGGGCUCUCAAGGUGUUUCACCGGCGCAAGAACCGGAUGAAGCGGUUGAUCGCAUGGAUCAUGACGCCGAACCGCCGUCUGUAGUGGCUGCAACUCCUGCUGAAGCAAAAACAACAGGGCAGUCAUCCGCGGCUGCGGAUCCAACAAUUGCGCCCACUGGCCAAGGCUUCACUCCUGUAGGAGCCGUGCCUCCGCCUCAUGCCGCUCUAGCACAAGUGCAAGAUGAAGGUUUGAAAAACCUCAUGAUGGCCUGGUAUUAUGCUGGAUACUAUACCGGGCUUUAUGAAGGACAGCAGCGAGCAAAUCAAAACCAAGGUCCUUGAAAAAACCUGCGGCUUGACUGCAUGGCACCAUUUCACUACUAUAUACCCAGAGCUAUCCCGUUGCUCUUGCAUGGGUUGCAAUCACGGAAAUCACCCAUGAGCGAAUGUUUGCCUAUUGACUCGCACCGAGUAUUUCUGCAUAGCCGACCAUUUUGUCUCAUAGCACUGAAUUGUUAUAUUCUUUUUGCGCACUAACUAUCCUAUCGAGUAUUCUAUGGAACCAACCUGC
Messenger RNA from Aspergillus uvarum CBS 121591, 721 nucleotides. RefSeq lists its product as uncharacterized. Bases 1 to 492 code for a protein of 163 amino acids. The transcript has 4 exons. Lineage: Eukaryota; Fungi; Ascomycota; Eurotiomycetes; Eurotiales; Aspergillaceae. The record is from RefSeq and is a predicted model, not a curated record.